Messenger RNA from Monopterus albus (swamp eel), 3799 nucleotides. RefSeq names its product adrenoceptor alpha 1Aa (gene adra1aa). Gene Ontology annotation, molecular function: alpha1-adrenergic receptor activity. The transcript has 3 exons. NCBI's taxonomy places the organism in Eukaryota, Metazoa, Chordata, Actinopteri, Synbranchiformes, Synbranchidae. Gene Ontology annotation, cellular component: plasma membrane. The coding region runs from base 733 to 2184 and encodes 483 amino acids. Gene Ontology annotation, biological process: adenylate cyclase-activating adrenergic receptor signaling pathway; positive regulation of cytosolic calcium ion concentration; cell-cell signaling. The record is from RefSeq and is a predicted model, not a curated record.
AGGCUUGGAGCACCUGAAGGACUCGCGAUUAUACCGGCAGAUGUGAAGGCUCUCCAUGAUGAGCGCUCCACCGCCUCCCGGUGCGAGUCAGCUGCCACAACCGCCGUCCAAGCGCGGAUCGGGCACGCCGUCUGGAUGUGAAAAUCAAAGUUAGGCUCUAGAUGCUGAUGUGUAGACCUACUCCUUUCUAUGCUCAAGAUGAAACUGCUGCGCGUACUAGACAGGAGGAACAUGGAUGCUGUGUGCUGUUCACCUCUCAUCCUGCCCACGAAAGUUGUGUCUCACUCCACGGUUUAAGACAGCAAACCUGAACCUUUUGAGUCCAAAGUCCUGUUUUUGGUUCAGAGAAUAUGCAACGAUUUUUCUUGUCUAUCCUGUCUUGAAUGUUUCUAACAGUGUUUUUGUGCCAGCUGCAUAAUAACACUCAGUUUUAACAUCAAUAACAUUUUCAAGAUGGAUGACCUGAUUUCAGUGCAGUAGGUUUUGCUGGCAUAUAUUAUACUUGUCUCUCAGUGGUUCUGCAUGCAUCCUGUAGUUUAGUUGAUGCAUUGCCAACAUAAUGGCUCAUUUGCCAUAUGCAUCAACAUUCAAACUGUGUUUUGACAAGACACAGUUAAUGUGAUUAUUAGUAAAAUGGCAUUAUGAGAAUGCCCUGAUGUGCCCUGUCUCCUGUGUUACAGUCUACUUUUGCUGCACAGGACAGUGUCAAGCAUCAGUGUAGUAUUGGAACAGAUGAUUCCUGUGCUGGACAAUAUGACCCCAGCACCUCUGAUACAGAACUGCUCCAACUGCAGCCAGGUUUUUGUCCCAGAGCUCGAUGUGGUCAAGGCUGUGGUUUUGGGCUUGGUGCUUGGUGUCUUCAUUGUGUUUGGAGUUGUGGGAAACAUCCUGGUAAUCCUCUCAGUAGUGUGCCAUCGGCACCUGCGGACAGUCACACAUUAUUUUAUUGUUAAUCUGGCAGUGGCAGACUUGCUGCUGAGCUCCACCGUACUACCCUUCUCUGCCAUUUUUGAGAUCCUGGAUCGCUGGGUGUUUGGACGGGCCUUUUGUAAUGUUUGGGCAGCUGUGGACGUGCUCUGCUGCACUGCCUCCAUCAUGAGCCUGUGUGUGAUCUCUGUUGACCGCUACAUUGGAGUCAGUUAUCCUCUGCGUUACCCAGCUAUAAUGACAAAACGCAGGGCUCUGCUGGCAGUGAUGGUGCUGUGGGUGCUCUCUAUCAUCAUAUCUAUUGGACCUUUGUUUGGCUGGAAAGAGCCAGCACCAGAGGACGAGUCCAUCUGCAAGAUCACAGAGGAGCCGGGCUACGCUGUCUUCUCUGCUGUGGGCUCUUUCUACCUCCCUCUGGCCAUCAUACUGGCCAUGUACUGUCGGGUUUAUGUGGUAGCUCGCAGAGAAAGCCAGGGCCUGAAGGAGGGCCACAAGACCGAGAAGUCAGACUCAGAGCGAGUGAUACUGAGGAUACACAGAGGCAACACAACUGCAUCAGAGGACGAGGCCCUUCGUAACCGCACACAUUUUGCACUACGGCUGCUCAAGUUCUCACGUGAGAAAAAGGCAGCGAAGACCUUGGGCAUUGUGGUUGGCUGCUUUGUGUUGUGCUGGCUGCCCUUUUUCCUGGUGCUACCCAUCGGCUCCAUAUUUCCUGCAUAUAGACCUUCAGAGACCGUGUUCAAGAUUACCUUCUGGCUCGGUUACUUCAACAGCUGCAUAAACCCCAUCAUCUACCCGUGCUCCAACCAGGAGUUUAAGAAAGCUUUCCAGAGUUUGCUCGGAGUUCACUGUUUGAGAAUGACUCCCAGACUACACCAUCAUCAUCUGAAUGCACAGCAGAGUCAAACUCAAGGUGCCAGCCAGCCCCUUACUUUGGGUAUGGAUAGUAGGGGAGCUCCCUGUCGGCUUAGCCCCUCUUCCUCUAUGGCCUUGUCCAGAACCCCUUCCUCCAGGGACAGCAGGGAGUGGAGGGUCUUUGCUGGAGGACCCACAAGCGGAUCUGGAACAGCCAAAACGAACAGGACUAAAGUAGUCAAAUUCUGUAGUCAAAGCUUCCACCAGACUUGCUGCUGCAUUCUUAGUAGUGUGACCCCCCCUCAGGAGUCAAACUGUACCCAGACCCCUUAUGUAGGAAACCCUCCCACCAUUAAAAUCCACCAAAUGUCCCUGUCAGAAAAAGGAGAGCCUGUAUAACGACUGUAAUCCUUCAUCCAUAAGUCAUGACUCCCCUUUCAAGGUUAUAAAUGAGACUAUACUGUAUUUCCUUUUACUCUGUUAACAUCACAGCGGAUGAGCCUUGUGAGCUGUGACUGUUCUGAAACUUAAAUCUGGAAUAUUUCAGCUAUUACAUCAUUCUGUGAUUUUUCUUGAAUGUACACUUGCCUAAAUCAUCCAAAGAAAUAUCAGAGGUAUUUGUCCCUUUUAAUAAUAAGAGGGCUUGUUAGCUUUUUAAAUACAAACUACAGCAAAAUACAACUUGGGAGAUUUAUCAUAAUAUUACUGACAUAAUUAUUUUGUUUUUAAAAUCAUGACAAUAAAGCAAAUAUUUAUUAAAUAUUGGAAACAUGUGGGGAAAAUCACCUGUAACACAUGAAAAGAUCCAUAGAGAAAAGCUGUGAAAUAGUUUCCUCAAGAGGACCAAAGGACUUCUAUGUGUUUACAUAUUUUAUAGAAGAGCAAGUGAAAUGUAAAAAAAAAAAGUAAAUAAGAAAAAUUUUAUAUAUGUUACCAAAAAUGCUGAUCAGUGGUGCUCCUGUUGUCUCCUGUCAUGAAAAUGUUGUGUACUGCUCUGUACACAGCAAAAACCAAGAGGCCGUGCGUACUUCCCUGUCACAUUACAAUAAAUUUGUAUGACAUAUUCUUAAAAAGGGGUAAGUGAGGAUGUUUUUGGACUCUGGGGGGGAUGGGGGGUUAAUCACCAAGUAUAUAACCCCUCAAAGUUUCUACUUCAUCUCUCCACAUGCCCAUAAUUUUGUCUACCUCCAAGCAGUGCCAGAUGGAUGUCUCAUUAUUCUCCUGUGGAAUUUGAACUAACCUUGCGGUUGCUGACCUCAAUCCUCUCCGGCCCCCAAGCCUCUCAAAAGACCCACCAGAUUUAGAGAUGUCAAGUCAUACACAGCCUUCUCUCGGGCCAUACUCCUCAUGUUUCUGUCUUUUUUCCCUCACUAUUCAAAUACAAAGCACGCAGCUUGGUAAAGAUCUGCCAUGGUUGCUGUUUACCAGUGCAAAGGUGAAAAACUGAGUGUUUACUGUGAGUUCAAGACUGCAAAGUGUCUCUCUGUUCACGCAGAGACAUCAAAGUGCAAGAGAACAACCUCUGCUAACUGUAUUGAUUUAUUUUCUCCUAGGUACUCCUUCUAUAGUUCCAAGAUGCUCUCUUUUAUGUGUGAGAAGGAAGAGAUGCAGUCAGCAUCAUUAAGUCAACAUCCCCCUCUGUGCGUUGAGUUCAUUCCUAGGAGCAGAGUUGACAGCUUCCCACAGGGGAGAUACCAGGAAAUGCAGGGAGAGUGCUUGUCCGUGUCCACGCUGUCAAUGACUAGCAUGUCUGUGAAGCAGUAAAUUUCACUGUCUCUGCACAGAUGCCAGGAGAGAAGCUACUACAGAUAGGAGGGAUGGCCCAUUUCCUCCUCCCUCUAUUGUAUGCCUGCAGAGAGCAGUCAGUUUAUGAAUGAAACCUCACCUGUAUUCAGUACUUUAUAAAUAUGUCAUCCUGUAAAUGCAUUAUCUUUUAUUAAUACCAUAAUUAGAUCUGCAGAUCAAGAACCACACUCCUGUUUCUUCAGCAGUCCCUCAUUUUGUCCAGCUGCCU